This is a messenger RNA of Oryza brachyantha (malo sina), 747 nucleotides long. RefSeq lists its product as uncharacterized. Bases 58 to 495 code for a protein of 145 amino acids. The transcript has a single exon. The record is from RefSeq and is a predicted model, not a curated record. NCBI's taxonomy places the organism in Eukaryota, Viridiplantae, Streptophyta, Magnoliopsida, Poales, Poaceae.
AGCAUCAAAGCCAUCAAUCAUCUCCACACAGCAACUCGAUCGUGCAUCGGAUACCAAAUGGCGGCGUCUCAGGCCAUCGAGAGCCACCGCGCCGGCGCCGAGGUCGCCACCGGAGACGCCACCUGCAGGAACAAGUGCAUCGAGCUGCUGGAGGAGCUCGGCCUCCCCAGGGGCCUCCUGCCAUUGGAGGACCUCGAGGAGUUCGGCUACAACCGGGACACCGGCUUCAUGUGGCUGGUCCAGAGGAAGAAGAAGAAGGUCGAGCACACCUUCAAGAAGAUCAAGCAGACCGUCUCCUACGCCGGCGAGGUCACGGCGUUCGCCGAGAAGGGGAGGCUGAAGAAGAUCGCCGGCGUGAAGACCAAGGAGCUGCUGCUCUGGCUCAGCGUCGUCGAGGUCUACGUCGCCGAUGCCUCGCCGGAGAAGGUCACCUUCAAGACUGGGACCGGGCUCUCUGACACCUUCGACGCCGCCGCAUUUGCCCUCGGGGAGUAGAAACUAAUUGGGCGUAUGAUACUAGGGUUCCAGGGUGUGCCAGAAAGAAUCCUGGUUAGGUUUGCUGCAGUUUGCUGAUGAAAAAGUUGUUUAACCUACCAUCCCUAUGUUUUUCUAUUUCUACUCUCUCUGUUGCCAUGUGUUAAGUGAAGACAGAUAUGUUUUAUUGUCACUUUUAUAUGAAUUGAGACAUUACAUCAUAGGCAGGUAGACGUUCACAUGCAUCCCUGGGAUCAGUUAAGCUUGUGCAGC